This is a messenger RNA of Salvelinus sp. IW2-2015, 918 nucleotides long. RefSeq names its product NACHT, LRR and PYD domains-containing protein 1 homolog. Lineage: Eukaryota; Metazoa; Chordata; Actinopteri; Salmoniformes; Salmonidae. The record is from RefSeq and is a predicted model, not a curated record.
AUGCUUUUUAGUCCAGCACUAGACUCAAUCUGUGUCCAGGAAACAGGCCCCAUAUGUAUAACUGACAUGCUUGUCCUUGUUCAGGACUCCACACACUGGCUUCAGAUUGAACCCUUGACUUCCACUGUCCAGGGAGUGACAAUGUUCAGGCACAGGACACCCAAAGGGAGUUAUGAGUGCACAGUGUCUGGGCUCCGCUGGCUGUGUGAGAGAGAUGUCAUUCUGAAGUAUCACUUCAGGAACUGGGAACCCUACAGUCAACUUCUGAAAMACAUGCAGUACACACAAGGUGGUCCAUUGCUGGACAUCACUAUGGAGUUAGGUGAACUGGAGGAAGUUCAUCUGCCACACUMUGUCUGUUUAGGGACUAACCUUUCCCUGAGGAAUGAGAUGAAGAUUCUUCAUGUAGAGGAACAUGGAGUGUCUUUAGAGGAAGUGCAUGAGGUCACCAGAUUCCAUGCUAAGAUUCUCUAUCCCAAGUUCUCAGCUAUCUCUGUUAUACUGAGCUAUAUCUUUUCUUGGAACGUAGAUGUCCACUGUGAGCUGAUGCUCUAUCUGACAGUGAAAAGGGAAACACUAAUUCCACGCCUAUACCUGUUCCCCAGUGACCCCGGCCAGAUACAGGCUGUGGAACAACAGGAAUCAAAGUUUCAAGGGUCUAAAAGGUUUCCAAACACAAGACCAGAGCAGUCCUUCAAACUGAAUAGUUCCUUCAGACUGAACAUUCCCUGUUCUACCGCCAUCAAUCCACCGAGGAUUCAUCUACUGGGGAAAUAUAACAGAGGAGCUGAGGACACAGACACUGUCAUCAACCAGGAGGAAAUGGAGUCAGUGAAGGUGAUAGCUGAGAGGGCAGAGAAGGCACGUGACAUCAUCGACAUGGUGUUGAGAAAAGGAACGGAGUCGUGUUCCAGAUGA